Molecule: messenger RNA, 564 nt
Organism: Drosophila willistoni
Lineage: Eukaryota; Metazoa; Arthropoda; Insecta; Diptera; Drosophilidae
Product: protease inhibitor-like
Exons: 3
Coding region: 35-340 (101 amino acids)
Molecular function (GO): serine-type endopeptidase inhibitor activity
Source: RefSeq, a predicted model, not a curated record
AACUAGUUGAAGUUGUCGCUUUAGCUUGUGCACAAUGGCUAAUCUGUCUUUGUCUCUUAUACUGUUUAAUAUAUGCUUAUUCUCUAACUGGGAUCUUAGCAUAGGCGCUUAUGACCCCGCCUGCUGCGAGGAGCACUCAGUCGGUGCUGUGGAAUCAAAAAUGUCUGGAUUUCUCAUGUACACCUAUAAUUCCGAGUUGAAUACUUGCGUGGAGUUCUUCUUUAAAGGAUCAGGUGGAAACUUAAAUCAAUUUCGGAACCAAAAGGAAUGCGAAAAGCUCUGUGUGACUUUGGAAGAUUAUGAAAGAAAUCAAAGUUCUCCCUCGAGCUGCAUAAAUUAAAGGAUUGUCAGACACGCGAGACAGCAAAGAAGGCAAGAAACGAGCAGCAGCAACGACAAAAUAAAAAAACAAGAAAGAAACAUAUACAAAAAAUCGCUUUGGGACCCGAGCUGCAACUCCAACUCCAACUCCAAUACAAACACCCCAGUCCCAGUGCCAGUUCAGGAUACUUUAUUGUAAACGCAUAUCCUUGAGAAUGCUUUAGUAAAAAAAUUCCAAGAAAA